AUGGAGAGGACACUUACACUUGUAUCCUUUGUUAGCCUACUUAUCAUAUUUGCCUCAGUUGUUGAACAGGCAAGAGCAGGUAAAUGCAACGAGGUCGUAGGCCCUUGCAACGCCGGAUGUGACCAAAGAUGUAAGGCCAUGCACGGGCCAUCGUGUGAAAGCAAAUGUGAAGGUAUCCUUGGGAAUUUGUCGUGCACAUGCGUUUACGACUGUUCCCGAAAGAUUUGCAAUGGUGGCCUUGGCAAUUGCGGUGUAGCCUGUAAUAAUCAGUGUUGUGAUGCAAAAUGCGCACAAAGAUACAAUGGUGGACGUGGAUUUUGUAACACCCUUUUUGAAUUUAGUGUGUGCCAAUGCAAGUUCCCUUGCUAA
Messenger RNA from Capsella rubella, 369 nucleotides. Its product is annotated as defensin-like protein 181. The coding region runs from base 1 to 369 and encodes 122 amino acids. Lineage: Eukaryota; Viridiplantae; Streptophyta; Magnoliopsida; Brassicales; Brassicaceae. The record is from RefSeq and is a predicted model, not a curated record. The transcript has 2 exons.